AAGUUUGUCGGCGAUAGUGUGCUGGUCUCCUGAUAAGGGUGGUUGAGAUAAAGUCCUAUCUGUACUAUGUCGCGAGUUGUCGUCUAAGGGCACUAGCUCGACUGAGAUUAAUUCAUACAACCAUGGCUCCGGUCAUUAACUUCAAGAGAAUUAUUCUAACCGGCUUAUGUGUGUAUAUUCUUCUGACGGUGUAUUUUCUUCUGUCAAUCAUUCCAAUGCAUCAGAAUGAAGAAACCGGACAAUCGUGGCACCAUCGUGGCAAUGAAAUGAACUUUGUACAGCAACCAGUCGACGUGGUGGUCAUUGAAGAUAACGAUGUUAAUUCCAAGCUGCAACGCUCGCAACUACCUGUCAAAACAACACAGACUGUGAAAACUAAAAUUCCGGGAACGCCAAAGCCAACACGACUACGAACCGUCAAGCGAAGGACGAGGGACAUGUUUCAAGAGUUUUUGAAGCCAAGUAAGGUGCAUUUAAAUUUCACUGAAAUUGCUCCUAAAAUUUUUGCUUUUUCAGCGUUCUUAGAUGACAGAUAUGACACCUCAUAUGUCCGGGUCGUCGUGAUAGCCCCGAGCGGUCGGAAGAAGCGCAUGACAGGCUUCUAUUGUGUCUUCAACAACAAUGACAUGAUCGAAAUGGUAUAUUAUGAAACAUGUGAAAACCAUCUUCAAGUCAACGCAUACUAUAUGUUAUCGUGCGCAGUGCCUGAGUCAAUAGCAAGGAAAUUCCACGACAUCAACAUUCUAACAAUCUCCCCGUCCAAAACAGCAAGCCCCGGCCGCUAUAAGAUCAUAAAUGUUGUUAAUAACCGAGGAAGAUUUGAAAGUGACAGACGGAGACAAAUGGGACGUUUUGCCGUAUGUAUUCCUCCGCUGUUUGGUAGUGUUAACCCUUUACGCCUCGUAGAAUUCAUUGAACUGUCACGCCUACUGGGGAGUAAUCAUUUCACGUUUUACACACAUUUUGUAUCGGAGGAUGUGAUGCAGGUAUUAAAGCAUUACGAGAGACAGGGUGUUGUUACCGUCAUGCCGUGGUACCUCCCUGUCAAGAAUAUAUGGUACAAGGGACAAUCCGCCGCUGUGGGGGACUGUCUCCUCAGGAAUAUGCAUAUUAAUCAUCUUGUGGCCUUUAACGAUAUCGACGAAUAUAUCAUGCCUCAUUAUAACAACUCGUGGAGUUCCUUUCUGGAGUAUGUGCAUCAUCAACAAUCAUCUAAAGGCGUUAAAACGGGGAAUAUUGCAGUUUAUAGGUUUAAAAGUGCAUUCUUUGAAGUUCCAACAUACGCGAACGCCAGGAAUCUAUCAAAGGAACAACAGGGAUUUCAGCUGACAAUGGACAAGUUUGUUUCACUGAGGCAGACAAAGAGGACUACAAAAUUGAGCAAGAUACGUACGAAGAUGAUGGCGUACCCCACACGGGUAUUUGAGUUGGGUAUCCACCAUCUUAGUAAGCAGAUCAGAGAGGAAUAUUUCUGCCUCGAUGUGGAACCGGAAGUAGCCUUUUUACACCACUACCGGAAUUGUGACCGCAUGUGGGAUAUGAGCUGCGAUGAAUAUGUACAAGACAAAACGGCUUUGCGUUUCAAAUAUUCUUUAGUCAACAACACUAUAAGUGCUUUAAAACUAUUAAAACAUACACUGGCGUCUAUAUGAUCAUUAAUUAUGUGCCACAUGACAGAGUGCUUCCGGAACUAUAUGUGCAAUGAUCCAGGCGUACUGAGGGCGCCUGGAAAGAUUGUUUAGCCAUCUAUUAGUGGUAUACAUGUUAUGUAAUUCUACCUCCACCCGUGAGGAUUAUCCCCCUUUCCUUGUAUCAACCAUGGCGUUUCAAUAAACACGUGUUCCGUUCCAAUACUCUGUGGUUGGUUCAACUCCUGGGUCCUUACUGGCUUAGCGGCAGUGUUGGGAAACUCCUGGGUCCUUACUGGCUUAGCGGCAGUGUUGGGAAACUCCUGGGUCCUUACUGGCUUGGCGGCAGUGGUGGGAAACUCCUUUGUCCUUGCUGGCGCAAGGAGAAUCCCGACUGCAGAAGGAAUGGGAUUGGCGUAUAUAGUGACUGUCAUGUUUACUUGACGUUUUUUUGGUGUUUACUUGGUAUUUACGUCCACACAAUGUAUUUAGUCAGUUGCAUGUUGCCAUGUCAACUCUGGGAAAUUAUCAAGCGUUGAUUUAUGUUAAGAAGGGAUUAGGUUCAGUCCAAUUAGCAUGCCAGCAACUUAAUAGCAAUGUUGAUUCAAGUCAUUAAACACCACUUUGUUAUCAUGAAGUCUUUGAUAGGCAUUUAGAAGUUGCCAUUCACCUGUAUUAUGUAUUUCAUCCAUAUACUGAUUGUUAUCAUUGCCCUAAUUACAAGGUUUAGACAGGAUCUCUGUACAGGUACAACGUGCUUUGAGAAUCCUGCAAUCGACCGAAAUCUGCAUGGCAUUUACGAACCGGAUGUCAAUUUCGUUACGCGAUUCUGAUUGGACUGUGCACAGACUCGUUAGUCCAGCCAAUAUACAACUCCAUAAUAACAGCCUAGUUCGGCAAGGGUGGAAAAUGGACUUUUACAGUCAGUUAACUCCCUUGACUCGGGAAGAUGAGGUACAAAGUCAAGACAAUGUCUAUGUGCAGUUACGUCUAGAUAGUGCCAACAUAAUUCUCUAUAGAGACAGCGUAUUAUAUUUUCUUGUAGAUUGACCUUUGAAUGAUCCUUAAUUUGGUUAUUUGACUUUAUACUAAAACUUUUUGGUUUGGUUUCUUUGUUUGUUGUUUUACGC
Haliotis rufescens (red abalone) is the source of this 2758-nucleotide messenger RNA. RefSeq names its product beta-1,4-galactosyltransferase galt-1-like. Lineage: Eukaryota; Metazoa; Mollusca; Gastropoda; Lepetellida; Haliotidae. The transcript has a single exon. The record is from RefSeq and is a predicted model, not a curated record. Bases 123 to 1652 code for a protein of 509 amino acids.